UGUUUGCAUUUCUCCGCAGGACCAGCUCGCUUUGCAGAGCAUUGUCUGGGUAUGAGAAUCACACACAGAGAGAGAAAUACAGGGGCGAGCACAACACAGCCUUGACUCGCAGGCAGAGCAUCUGAUCCAGCCUGAACACCCUUCUCCUCCCUCAGCCCACCCCCUACUGCCCGAGCACGAAUAAUUUCCCCUAAAAAAAAAAAAAACAACAAACAAAAACAGGGGGAAACAAUAAAAAAAAAGGGAGCGAAAAAAGUUUGCAAAUCUCCUGCCUCCCUUCUUGGUUUUGUUUUUUUUUUUUUUUUUUUCUGGGGUUGGGUUUGAGGUUUCUUUUCUUUUUAUUUUAUUUUUUUAUUUAGCAAUGGCAAAUUCCUUCACGGCCAGGACCUGGCCCAUCCCCUGAGCAAAGGCAGCCUGGACAUGACCGGCAGGCGAGGGAGGAGGAAUUUUGAUUCCCUUCGGAGACGCCGACCCCUCCUCCGCCCGGUGCGAGCCAGGCGGGGGGAGCCCGGCUCCGGCCGCUCACUUCCACCGCGGGCAGCCGGGGCUGGACCGCUUCUGCCGGGGAACCGCUCGGUGUGUCCCCCCCGGCUGGCUCCGACCCCCCCCCCCCGGCACCCGCCCCGCCCCGCCCCGCCGGGGAUGCAGCAUCUCCAGCACCGGGACGGAUCCCUGCUGCGAUGAGAUCUGAGCCUUGACGUGAAGACCUUACCCAAAAGAUCUGCAGAGAGCCUGUGCUUCAGCCCUAAUAGUAGUGUUUACAAGCAACACGUGACUAAAGUUCAAAAUUAAGAGAGAAGAUGGCCAUCAACUGGAAGAUCUGCUUCUUCAUUCUUGUAUUGCUUCCCAUGGUUACAGCAACCCAUUCCAACUGCAUCAUUAAAAAGGAGCAAGAGACUUGUCUGGAGAAGAUACGGAGGGCAGCUGCCCUGAACUCUCUCAAUGACUCUUCUCCAGGUUGCCCAGGAAUGUGGGAUAAUAUUACAUGCUGGAAACCUGCAAGUGUGGGUGAAAUUGUCUUUGUCAAGUGUCCUGCACUGUUCAGAUUUGCCAUCUCUGAAGACGGUUGGGAAGUAGAUAACUUGGGGCAAACCCAUGCAGGUGAUUAUGACCUGCUGGAAAACACAGCCCAGUCUCUCUUAGGGGACAUCAGCAGAAAUUGCACUGAAGAUGGCUGGUCUGAACCUUUUCCUCAUUAUUAUGAUGCCUGCGGCUUUGAUGAAAAUGAAACAGAGUCCGAUAACCAGGACUACUACUAUCUCUCUGUGAAGGCUCUGUACACGGUGGGAUACAGCACUUCCCUAGUUUCCCUCACCACCGCCAUGGUUAUCUUGUGUCGUUUCAGGAAACUCCACUGCACUCGAAAUUUUAUCCACAUGAACCUCUUUGUUUCAUUCAUCUUACGUGCAAUAUCCGUAUUCAUUAAAGAUGGGGUUCUUUAUGCUGAACAGGAUGGCAACCACUGUAUUAUCUCAACUGUGGAAUGCAAAGCAGUGAUGGUGUUUUUUCACUACUGUGUCAUGUCCAACUACUUCUGGCUUUUCAUUGAGGGAUUGUACCUUUUCACUUUAUUGGUAGAAACCUUUUUCCCAGAGAGGAGAUAUUUCUACUGGUACACUAUUAUUGGCUGGGGUACCCCAACGAUUUGUGUCACUGUCUGGGCAGUGCUGAGACUUCACUUUGACGAUACUGGCUGCUGGGACAUGAAUGACAACACUGCCUUGUGGUGGGUGAUCAAGGGUCCUGUGGUUGGAUCAAUCAUGAUAAACUUUGUGCUUUUUAUUGGCAUAAUUGUGAUACUUGUGCAGAAACUCCAGUCACCUGAUAUUGGGGGCAAUGAAUCCAGCAUUUACUUCAGCUGCGUUCAGAAAUGCUACUGUAAGCCUAAGAGGGCUAACCAGCACUCUUGCAAGAUGUCAGAACUAUCAACCAUUACCCUGAGACUGGCUCGCUCUACGCUACUGCUUAUCCCCUUGUUUGGAAUUCACUACACGGUGUUUGCUUUUUCUCCUGAAAAUGUCAGUAAGCGGGAGAGACUAGUGUUUGAACUGGGACUGGGAUCUUUCCAGGGUUUUGUUGUUGCUGUUCUCUAUUGUUUCUUGAAUGGGGAGGUGCAAUCAGAAAUAAAGAGAAAAUGGAGGAGCUGGAAAGUCAACCGGUAUUUUGCUGUGGAUUUCAAACAUCGUCAUCCUUCUCUAGCGAGCAGCGGAGUGAACGGGGGGACACAACUCUCCAUUCUGAGCAAGAGCAGCUCUCAGAUUCGGAUGUCCAAUAAUGCGGAGAACCUAGCGACAUGAGCAGCUAAGGAAAACAAAUCAAUCAACAAGCAAACCAAAAAUCAUCCCUUUAAAAGAAAAAAAUAUCAGUUUGGUGGUUGGUGUAGGUCUCUUUGUUCCCUUUCCU
This is a messenger RNA of Phalacrocorax carbo (great cormorant), 2403 nucleotides long. Lineage: Eukaryota; Metazoa; Chordata; Aves; Suliformes; Phalacrocoracidae. The record is from RefSeq and is a predicted model, not a curated record.